Pelodiscus sinensis (Chinese soft-shelled turtle) is the source of this 1661-nucleotide messenger RNA. Lineage: Eukaryota; Metazoa; Chordata; Testudines; Trionychidae. The record is from RefSeq and is a predicted model, not a curated record.
GGCCCCUGGGAGGGUGCUGCUGCUCGGGCGAGCUGGCACCAGACGCAUGUUGACUCGGCUCUUCUCUCCCUGGCCUGUUACAGUGGCAUUGGCUUCGCGCUGUGCAAGCGGCUGCUGCAGGAGGACGCUGGGGUCCAGCUGUGCCUGGCCUGCAGGAACAUGCAGAAGGCCACCGCCACCAAGGCCAUGCUCUUAGCUGCCCACCCCUCCGCCCAGGUCAGCCUUGUGCACCUGGAUGUCAGCAGCCUGGAGUCCAUCCUGUGGGCAGCCAGCGAGAUCCAGCACAGGUUUCAGCACUUGGACUAUCUCUUCCUGAAUGCUGGGAUCAUGCCGAAUACCCAUGUUAACUUCAAAGCACUUAUCUCUGGUCUCUUCUCUGGGGAAGCAGUCCACAUGCUGAGUACAGCGGAGGGGCUGUUAACUCAAGAAGAUAGUGUCACUUCAGAUGGCCUACAGGAAGUGUUUGAAACCAACCUCUUUGGGCAUUUCAUACUGAUUCGGCAGCUUGAGCCUCUGCUAUGCCGUCUUGAAAAGCCCUCCCAGCUCAUCUGGACCUCUUCCAGCAAUGCCAGGAAGUCUGCUUUCAGUCUCAUGGACUACCAGCACAGCAAAGGCAAAGAGUCUUACAGUUCCUCCAAAUAUGCCACUGAUCUUGCUAGUGUAGCUCUGAACAAGCACUUUAACAAGCAGGGGCUGUAUUCCAGUGUAGUUUGUCCAGGUCUUGUGAUGACUAACCUGACUUAUGGAAUCCUGCCGUCUUUCUUUUGGAAGCUGCUUAUGCCCGUCAUGUGGAUAAUCCGUUUUUUCACCAACACUUACACGCUAACUCCAUACAAUGGUGCAGAAGCUCAGGUCUGGCUCGUCAGACAGAAGCCAGAGUCACUGGAUGCACUCACGAAAUAUCACAGCUGCACUUCACCACUGGGGGGGAACUAUGUGGAGUCCCGGAAGAUGGAUGUGGAUGAAGAAAUUGCUGAGAGAUUUUAUCAAAAGCUGUUAGAACUGGAGAAGCAAGUCCUAGCAAGAUUGACUGUUCCUUUGAGUCCCAAAUAACAAAUCUAGACCGUGCCUCCAAGGGCAAAUCUUUCUGGCACUAGUGACAAUGGAGUUCCUUCUAAGUGGGUACGAGGCAUUUGCAGUGUCGGCUUUUCUGGAAUCAUGUGGCUUUGUAGCCUCUCCUCUUCUGCGUAGGCCCUGUCUGCACUUACCAGGAGAGUGGGGCGGUGGGGGUUGAUUUUAGCUGCUCUAGGAAACACCUGCUAAAUUGACCACUGAUUGUGCUCCCAUUGACUGCAGUACUCCAGCAGAUUGAGAAGCAAAAGGAGAAUCAAUGGAGUUUCUCCCAUCAACCCCUUGCAGUGGAGACACCACAGUAACUUGAUCUAAGGUAUGUUGACUCCAGCUACACUAUUCAUGUAGCUGGAGUCGCAUACCUGGAGUCGCGUACCUUAGUUUGACAUUGCCCCCUAGUGUAGCCCUGGCCUCAGUCUGGGAAGGGUUAUUCUCCUGGAAUUGAAGAUGAGAGAGACACUGUAGUCCUGGAGUCCAGUACAAGACUGCUCUUUACACUCUAACACUUCCUAGUAUCCUGCCGAAAUCAGGCCUCCAGUCUGUGUAUGUCAUGGUCUUGGUAAUAAAGUGCAGUCGCCAAGAACCACUGA